Messenger RNA from Sorex fumeus (smoky shrew), 1349 nucleotides. It is a transcript of the gene TXNDC5, whose product is annotated as thioredoxin domain containing 5. Gene Ontology annotation, biological process: protein folding. Gene Ontology annotation, molecular function: protein disulfide isomerase activity. NCBI's taxonomy places the organism in Eukaryota, Metazoa, Chordata, Mammalia, Eulipotyphla, Soricidae. The record is from RefSeq and is a predicted model, not a curated record. The transcript has 10 exons. Gene Ontology annotation, cellular component: endoplasmic reticulum. The coding region runs from base 51 to 1307 and encodes 418 amino acids.
GCGGGCGCGGGCGGGCCCAGGCCGGCGGGGAGGGCGCCCAGCCCGCCGCGAUGCCCGCUCGCCCCGCACUCCCGCUCGGCGUCGCGAUGCCGCUGUCGCUGCUGCUGCUGCUGCUGCUCCUGUGCGCGGGCGGCCGGGCCGCGGACCCCGGCGCGGCGGGGACCCCCGGGGACGACCCGCACGCCAAGCACCUGUACACGGGCGACAUGUUCACGCACGGGAUCCGCAGCGCCGCGCACUUCGUCAUGUUCUUCGCGCCCUGGUGCGGGCACUGCCAGCGGCUGCAGCCCACCUGGAACGAGCUGGGUGACAAGUACAACAGCAAGGAGGACGCGCAGGUGUACGUGGCCAAGGUGGACUGCACGGCCGACUCGGACGUGUGCUCGGCCCAGGACGUGCGCGGCUACCCCACCUUGAAGUUCUUCAGGCCCGGCCAGGAGGCGGUGAAGUACCAGGGUCCCCGGGACUUCCAGGCGCUGGAGAGCUGGAUGCUGAAGACACUCGGCCAGGAGCCCGACGGCGUGGCGGAGGCCGAGGCCGAGGCCGAGGCGCCCGCGGCCCCCGAGCGCAAGCAGGGCCUGUACGAGCUGUCGGCCGGCAACUUCGAGGCACACGUGGCCCACGGUGACCACUUCGUCAAGUUCUUCGCCCCGUGGUGCGGCCACUGCAAGGCUCUCGCGCCCACGUGGGAGCAGCUGGCCCUGGGCCUGGAGCAGUCGGAUGCUGUCAAGAUCGGCAAGGUGGACUGUACCCAGCACCACGAGCUCUGCUCGGGCAACCAGGUCCGCGGCUACCCCACACUCCUCUGGUUCCGGGACGGCAAAAAGACUGACCAGUACAAGGGCAAGCGAGACCUGGAGUCACUGCGCGAGUACGUGGACACGCAGCUCCGAGGCGCCGACCAGGCCACCCCCGGGAGCGAACAGCCCUCGGAGGCCCCCGUGCUGGGUGCCCAACCCGCGGGCAGCCAGAGCACGGUGCUGGCGCUCACCGAGCAGAACUUCGAGGAGACGGUAGCGGAUGGGGUGACCUUCGUCAAGUUCUAUGCCCCAUGGUGCGGUCACUGCAAGAACCUGGCGCCCACGUGGGAGAAGCUGUCCACCCAGGAGUUCCCGGGCAUGACGGGGGUCAAGGUGGCCGAGGUGGACUGCACGGCCCAGCAGGGCCUCUGCAACAAGUACUCGGUGCGUGGCUACCCCACGCUGCUGCUGUUCCGGGCGGGCAGCCAGGUGGCGGAGCACAGCGGAGGCCGCGACCUCGACUCGCUGCACCGCUUUGUCCUGGCCCAGGCCCGCGACGAGCUGUAGGCGGGUCCCCACCCAGAGGUGGUAACGGGGCCCCCUGCCUGU